This is a messenger RNA of Coturnix japonica (Japanese quail), 2126 nucleotides long. RefSeq names its product kelch domain containing 2 (gene KLHDC2). The record is from RefSeq and is a predicted model, not a curated record. NCBI's taxonomy places the organism in Eukaryota, Metazoa, Chordata, Aves, Galliformes, Phasianidae. Gene Ontology annotation, molecular function: protein binding.
AUCCUUCAGCACGUGGCGCGGCCCCUCCCCCGCCGGGCGGAGCUGCGCCUGCGCGGUGCGGCCGGAAGUGCGGCCCGGCGGUUGUUGGUGCUGCGCGGAGGCCGCGGAGCACCAGAUCAAAAUGGCUGACGAUAAUGAAGACCUGCAGGCAGAUGAAGAGCUCCCGGCUCCAGCUGAGGACGGCUUUGAGCAGCUGGAGAACGACAGCCCUGCAGAGCGCAGCGGGCACGUGGCCGUCACUGAUGGGCGCUGCAUGUACGUCUGGGGAGGAUACAAGAACGCCCAAGUUAGGGGAUUUUAUGACUUCUAUCUGCCUAGAGAUGAAAUAUGGAUCUACAACAUGGAAACUGGAAGAUGGAAGAAGAGUAAAACAGAGGGAGAUGUUCCACCCUCCAUGUCUGGAAGUUGUGCUGUGUGUGUAGACAGGGUGGUGUACCUGUUUGGAGGACACCAUGCACGUGGCAACACAAACAAGUUCUACAUGUUAAAUUCCAGAUCCACGGACAAAGUGCUGCAGUGGGUCAGAGUGGAGUGUCAGGGGGUCCCCCCUUCAUCAAAGGACAAACUCGGCGUGUGGGUUUACAAAAACAAGCUGAUCUUUUUUGGAGGUUAUGGUUAUUUUCCUGAAGGGAAACAACGAGGAACUUUUGAAUUUGAUGAGACCUCGUUUUGGAACUCAGGUCUUCCCAGAGGGUGGAAUGACCACGUGCACGUUCUGGACACUGAAACAUUUACUUGGAGCCAGCCUAUAACUACGGGUAAAACUCCAUCACCACGAGCAGCUCACGCGUGUGCUACGGUGGGGAACAGAGGCUUCGUGUUUGGGGGCAGAUACAGAGAGUCCCGAAUGAACGACCUUUACUAUCUGAACUUGGAUACAUGGGAGUGGAAUGAAAUACUGGCACAAGGUGUCUGUCCCGUGGGCCGCUCCUGGCAUUCACUAACACCCAUUUCCUCAGAUCAUCUCUUUCUCUUUGGAGGAUUCACCACUGACAAGCAGCCAUUAAGUGAUGCUUGGAUUUAUUGUAUCAGCAAGAAUGAGUGGGUGCAGUUUGAGCACAACUACUCUGAAAAACCCAGGCUGUGGCACACGGCUUGUGCAAGUGAAGAGGGAGAGGUGAUCGUCUUUGGGGGCUGUGCCAACAACUUGCUCGCCCAUUCCAAAGCUGCUCACAGUAAUGAAAUACUCGUGUUUUCUCUACAACCACGAUCUCUUGUAAGGCUGUGCCUCGAAGCCGUCAUCUGCUUUAAGGAGAUGUUGGCCAGCUCCUGGAAUUGCCUCCCCAAGCAUCUGCUGCACAGCGUCAAUCAGCGCUUUGGAAGCAACAACACGUCUGGCUCCUGAGCCCUCUGUGCUCACAGCCCCGAGCAGCGCACGGAUCAAUUCUAAGGUGUAAUCAUUAAUUGUACCACGUGUGGCAGACAUGAAACCUGUAUAGAUGAAGUAGCUGUACUGUAGGUAGUCGCUUCCCGCCUUGAAGUUGCAUGUGAAUGGCCUAGAGAAAAACCUAUUUUUGUGUAAAGAUGUUUGCAAUAAAUGUAUUUAAUGCAAGCAGAGGUGGGUUUGUGCACCAUGAAGUACCUGUGAGGGCCAACCCUGAGCAGAACGAGGUGAGGAGACGUGGAAAUAACGCAGCCUGGAGCCCCACCUGGUGCUGUGGACGUCAGUGGCUGCACAGGAGACACUGCAGACAUGGGAAGGAGCAGAACAGCUUCAGUCUGGGCUGCAGGGAGCUGUGAUGGCCGAGUCCUGCUUUAGUCUGCGCUGUUUGGGAGCUGCUUAACGUGCUUUGCCACAAAGCUCAGAGAAAUGGGAUCUGAAAAUUGUAUGUGACCCAAACUGCUCAACUUUAAACCUUCAGCUGUGGGAGCACCACGACUCUGCUUGGUUCUAGUUUGGUCUAUGAAACUCUUCUAUGUUGUGGAACUUCAAUUGUGAACUGUAGCUGGCAGAUAUUCUGCCCUGAGCAGCAGCUGCAGAGCUCACCUGCAGCAGAACAGCCUGAGCCACAGAGCUCUGCCUGGUGGCACGUGGUGCACAGAGCAGGCUGUGCUGCUGCUGGGAACGGCUCACAUCUUGUUUAGUGACAGAAGUCAAUAAACAGCUGACUUUAGGACAUAACAAA